UUUCUGUUAUUUAAAAGGAAAUAAAUUAUUUGAUUCUAUCAACAGUUAUACAUUCCACGUUUCAACAAUGGAAUUAAAUGAACAAAUUAAGUAUAUGUUGACUCUUUUUUAAGAAAAGAAAAGAAAGACAAAAACCCUCCUCGGGGGGGGCUUUUAAAUGCAACGACCACCAAAGUCUCUCUCUCUCUCCCACAUCGUCACGCUCACUCACGCUCCUAUGGAAGAAAUCUCCUCCUCCUCCUCAUCAGAACCUCCUCCUCUCUUCUCCUGUUUCAUCGCUCUAUGCACUCUUAUUCUCAUCUACUCUCCUCAUGACUCCCUUCGAAUCUUCCUCUCCCCUGUUCUUCUCAUCUCCGGAGCCCUUCUCUUCUCUCUCGAACGCCUCGGAUCCACCCGAGAACCGCUUACCCGACCCGGGAAAAGCAAAGAACGAGAAGUUAAGACCGAAGAAGAAUCUGAUGUUUUGUUUGAUGUUUAUUCCUUGUCCGAAGCCAAACAAGAUUCCGACACAAGACACGAGUUUGUGGAGUGGGAUUUGAGAGCGCCAUUGGAGGUGAUUCACGAAGCCUAUGAAGAAGACGAAGAAGAGGAUCCGACCCGGUUUAGGGAACUCGAGAGGUACCCGUCGUUGUCGCUCUGUUACCCGGAAUCAGAUUCAGGAUCGGAUUCGGAUUCGUCGUCGGAGUUUACUUUUCCGGAGAUGAGUAGCUGGAUGCCGCCGGAGAAAAUGGGAUACAGAUGGGAGGAGGAGGACGAUGGAGCAGCUGGUUUGAUAGAGAUUAAACUCGACGUUGAUGAGUAUAAGAAGAAGAAGACGAGUAAACAGAAUCAAACAGAGAUGGAUUUUCAUGCAGAGGAGGAAGGUUUGAUCGAGAUCGAUCUUUUUCCAUGAUCAUGAGAAUUAUUUUAUAUUUAAUUUUACUUCUAAGUUCUAUAACGACUUCAAUGUUCUAAAAAAAAGUUACAUAACGAUUUUGCGGAUCAGAAAGAAAGAAAAAUCAACAGUAUGGAUUGGCUCAUUUCUAUACGAAUGUCAUGUAUUAUACAAUUUGCAUAUAUGUGAGGAUUAGUUCAAUU
Messenger RNA from Brassica napus (rape), 1077 nucleotides. RefSeq lists its product as uncharacterized. The transcript has a single exon. NCBI's taxonomy places the organism in Eukaryota, Viridiplantae, Streptophyta, Magnoliopsida, Brassicales, Brassicaceae. The coding region runs from base 158 to 892 and encodes 244 amino acids. The record is from RefSeq and is a predicted model, not a curated record.